This is a messenger RNA of Haemonchus placei, 804 nucleotides long. The record is from the annotation of a GenBank genome assembly. NCBI's taxonomy places the organism in Eukaryota, Metazoa, Nematoda, Chromadorea, Rhabditida, Trichostrongylidae.
AUGGCUGAUCGAGGACGAUUCCGCGGUGGAUUCGGAAGUGGUGCACCAGGCGGCCGUGGAGCAGGAGGUGAACGUGGACGAGGUGGACGUGGCGGUCGCGGCCGUGGUGGACGAGGACGAGGAGGUGGACGUGGAGGUGAGAAGGAAUCUGAAUGGGUACCUGUAACAAAGCUUGGACGUCUUGUAAAGGAUGGAAAGAUCACCACACUCGAGGAGAUCUACCUCAACUCUCUUCCCAUUAAGGAGUACGAAAUCAUCGAUACUCUGUGUUCCAAGCUCACUGAUGAGGUGCUGAAGAUUACUCCCGUUCAGAAACAGACCACCGCCGGUCAACGUACCCGUUUCAAGGCUUUCGUCGCCAUCGGAGACCACAAUGGCCAUGUUGGUCUCGGAGUGAAGUGUUCAAAAGAAGUAGCCACUGCUAUUCGUGGUGCCAUCAUUGCCGCCAAGCUUGCUGUCAUCCCUGUACGACGAGGCUACUGGGGUAACAAAAUCGGUCUCCCACACACUGUUCCCUGUAAAGUCACCGGCAAGUGUGCGUCCGUUAUGGUACGGUUGGUACCCGCACCUCGUGGUACCGGAAUUGUGUCGGCACCCGUUCCGAAGAAGCUUCUUCAAAUGGCUGGAAUCCAAGAUUGUUACACGUCAGCCACAGGAUCAACCGCCACCCUUGGAAACUUCGCAAAGGCCACUUACGCUGCCCUGCAACGUACCUACUCCUACCUCACCCCUGAUUUGUGGAAGGAGGAAGCGCUGGACAAGACACCAUAUCAGCGAUACCACGAUUUCCUUGCUCGCAAUUAA